AUGGGUUCUAAAUCUAUUUCACGAGUUUCAUGGCAGCUCAAUGGGAGGGCAUUUGAGAGUCCAAAAAAGGGUACGAAGCUGAAGAGGAGCAACGCUUACCACCCACAAACGGAUGAUCAGUCAGAGGUAGUAAACAUGUGUUUAGAAACCUACCUCCAUUUUUUUGUGUCAUAUUCUCCAAAGAAAUGGGCUAAGUGGCUGUCUUGGGCGGAGUUCUGCCAACAGACUUUGGUGGGUACUAUAAAGGAGUAUUUGGAGGCACGAGAUGUCGUUUUAUGGGAUUUAAAAGGGUAUUUAUUGCGUGCUCAACAGCUGAUGAAGACUAAGGCUGACUUGCAUCACAAAGAUGAGGAGUUUUCAGUUGGGGAUAAAGUUUUUCUCAAGCUACAUUUGUAUAGGCAACAUUUGGUGGCUCGUCGGGUUAAUGAGAAACUACCAUCCCAUUAUUUUGGUCCCUUUAAGGUGUUGGAAAGAAUUGGUAAGGUGGCUUAUUGUUUGAAGCUUUCAGAAACAUCGAAAAUACAUGAUGUUUUCCACAUUUCUCAAUUGAAGAAGGCUAUUGGGAAUCAGUUGGCUCUUCCCAGCUUACCCGCUACACUGACCACGGAUAUGGAAGUUUUGCUAUAG
Molecule: messenger RNA, 627 nt
Organism: Lactuca sativa (garden lettuce)
Lineage: Eukaryota; Viridiplantae; Streptophyta; Magnoliopsida; Asterales; Asteraceae
Source: RefSeq, a predicted model, not a curated record